Marasmius oreades (fairy-ring Marasmius) is the source of this 1980-nucleotide messenger RNA. RefSeq lists its product as uncharacterized. Lineage: Eukaryota; Fungi; Basidiomycota; Agaricomycetes; Agaricales; Marasmiaceae. The transcript has 6 exons. The record is from RefSeq and is a predicted model, not a curated record. The coding region runs from base 107 to 1126 and encodes 339 amino acids.
CGACACAACCACCCGGAGAACAGGCUGCAUAAUUCCUUCAAAAUUCCGGUUAAAGCAAGGAUGUGAAUUCCCACUCAUUCUAGUUCUCAUCACUCUUUCUCCAACGAUGUCUGCCAUCAAGAGUGUUGUUCUGAUUACAGGUGCUGCUGGGUGGCUUGGUGGCCUGCUCACCCAUGCUCUUCUUGAGGAUUCAAAAACCCCAAACCUCCACCUCAUCCUUGCCGAUAUCGUCGAACCCAAGGCACCUGCAAAUUCCAAGGCUAUCACUUGCAAGGCAGACCUUACUGAACCCGCGGAGAUCGACAAACUGUUCAACACGGAGUUUGGCGUUUCAGACACUAUCUACUGCCUACACGGCAUCAUGUCCCGUGGUUCAGAGGACAAUUUUGACUUCGGCUUGAAGGUCAAUAUCGACUCCAUUCGUGCGUUGCUCCAGGCUGCGAGGAAGUACUGUGCGAAUAGACCUACUCCCAUCAAAUUUAUCUUUACUUCAUCGCUUGCUGUUUACGGAGGACCUCUCCCUGAAGUUGUCAAGCCUGACACGAUUGCUACUCCUGAAGGCGCAUAUGGAUUCGGCAAACUUAGUUCCGAACUUCUCGUGAACGAGUUUUCUCGCCGAGGUUUUAUCGAUGGUCGUAUCAUCCGUUUGCCUACCGUUACCGUGCGAUCCGGGGCCCCUUCUGCUGCCACCUCAGCCUUCAUUUCCGGAAUCAUUCGUGAACCUCUUAAGGGUGUUGAGGCGGUCUGCCCCAUUGGCGAUUCGUUUGACUCACCCGAACUCAACCUCGCACUCUGGAUUGCCAGUCCCAAAGUUACCAUCCAAAAUUUUGUCAUUGCCAAACACGUCCCAGCUGACAAGUUCCUCAAACACACACGCGUCGUCUGUCUACCUGGUUUCACCACCACGGUCCGGGAGGAACUUGAGGCGUUGGAAAAGGUUGGAGGAAAGCAAGCGUUGAAUCUCGUCAAGUUUAAGGAUGAUCCUACCGAUCGCAGGAUUGUAUCCUCAUGGCCAGCCCGGUUUGACAACACCUAUCCUCUGAGCCUUGGCUUCGUUGUCGACGAGGGCGGAAUGGUUCCCCUAGUUGAACAGUUUAAGAAAGAAGUUGCCGCUGGAAUUGCAUAACCAGCUUUGGAUUAUGCAAUGUAUAAGGAGUGUAUACCAGGAUAACUUAUGCUCACUUGUUUUGAUUGAUGAUUUGCACAACCUGUAGCGCGGAAGACUUAAUACGGGCCAGCACUCAUUUCUCUUCGUCUACCUCCAUCAUGAUGAUCCUCGGUUGAUCUCCUCGUGAACUCCAAAGUUUCCCCCCAGCUUCUUUUGGGCAGUCCCCGCCGACCCAACCUUCUGUUGAAGCGACAGCGGCCAAGGGGCUACAGAAAGUGCAGUUCUCCCAAUUGGGGUACAGGAAGAGGCGGAUUUAUUGGCUUUAUGCCGAAAAGAGCAAGAUGUUCUGGCGAAAAACUGAUGUGUAGUGUAUGUCAGAAGGCCGGAGAAAUCUGUACAUGGCCUGCACGUCUUAAUAGACGACGGACGAACAGGUGGAUGGAGCGAGAAAAGAGGGAACGCCGUCGCUGCAACGGCGGUCUCGAAUGGUUUUAGUAUACAAAUCGUAGGUUUGGAUAUUCGGGCGGUGUACAAGGCUAAUAACAUUGGUCCUUCACCAAGUCACCACCGAGUUAUCGAUCCAAACAUUUAACACCGUGCCACCAAUAUGCCAUGACAAGAUCUCUAUUGACUCCUUCUCAGGUCAACGGCGUCAAAUCAAAUCACACUCUCCGCGAACCCGUUUUCAAUAUUCCCUCACUUUUCCGGUAUUUCAAGCUUCAGAUGGCAGGGACACCACGCCGGCCGCAGAUUGCUCGAGCACUCGAACCACAGGUCGUGUAGAAUCGAUGAGACCCAGACCGUCAGGAAGAGUUGGAAUUGUAGUAUUUUUUUAGGAUUUACUCAUCCAAUUACAACUUCUUCUAAUCGAC